This is a messenger RNA of Eucalyptus grandis, 1902 nucleotides long. Its product is annotated as AAA-ATPase At3g50940. Lineage: Eukaryota; Viridiplantae; Streptophyta; Magnoliopsida; Myrtales; Myrtaceae. The transcript is spliced from 3 exons. The coding region runs from base 156 to 1649 and encodes 497 amino acids. Gene Ontology annotation, molecular function: ATP binding; ATP hydrolysis activity. The record is from RefSeq and is a predicted model, not a curated record.
AAAAAGAAAAACUGUUACUAAGCUCACUCUAUAAACUCCAGAGAUCCAACCCUCGCUUCCUUGCUCUCUCAUUCACCCCAAAAGGUUUCGUACAAUCAGCGAUUCCAUCUCGCGGGUUUCUCCGGCCGAUUACUGUCUACUGCCGAGCUGCUUAGAUGACGACCCCUGCUCCGUCCGACUUCAAGAACGCCGUCGCGGUGGCCAAGGCAGUGCUGUCUGCUGCGGCCUCCGUGACAGCCACGGCCAUGGUGGUGCAGUCCAUGGUUCACACAAUCGUCCCCCAUGAGCUCCAGGGCCUCCUCUUCUCCAGGAUCCGCGGCUUCUUCUCCCGUUUCUCCAAUGAAAUGACCAUGGUUGUCGACGAGUACGACGGGUUCGUCCAAAAUGAGCUCUUUGAUUCAGCUCAGGUUUUCCUGGCUGCCAAGCAAUCCCCUUCGACGACACGCAUCCGAGUGUCCAAGCCUACCAAGGAGAACCACUUCACCGUGGCCAUGGACCGAAAUCAAGCGCUGGUGGAUACGUUUCAAGGGGUUGAACUCAAGUGGGUGUCCGCGUCAAGACAGCUCGACUCGGGCCACCGAGUUCAUCAUGGCCGGAACUCGACGGUUCAGUACGAAGUUCAGUACUUCGAGCUCACUUUUCAGAAGAAACACAAGGAGAUCGUGCUCAAUUCCUACCUGCCUUUCGUCGUCAGCGAGGCCAAGUCCAUGAAGCAGGGGAAGAAGACGCUGAAGCUACACACUCCGAGCUUCGACCGUGUCUACGGCGGUCCUCUCUCAGAUGCGUGGGCCUCGGUGAACCUCGACCACCCGGCGACAUUCGGGACACUGGCCAUGGACCUAGAGCUCAAGAAGACAAUCAUGGACGAUCUCGAGAGGUUCGUGAGGAGGAAAGAGUACUAUAGGAGAGUAGGCAAGGCGUGGAAGAGAGGGUACUUAUUGUAUGGACCCCCCGGCACAGGGAAAUCAAGCUUGAUUGCGGCGAUGGCCAAUUACUUGAACUUCGACAUAUACGAUCUAGAGCUGAGCGGGCUCCGGAGCAAUGCGGAGCUCAGGAGACUGCUUGUUGCCACCGCGAAUCACUCCAUAUUGGUGGUCGAGGACAUCGAUUGCACCAUUGAGUUGCAAGAGAGGAAAUCCGAAACCCGAGCCGCGCGCAUGAAUAUGAUGUCCACUGACUAUCCACGAGAAGAUCUGACGCUGUCUGGAUUCCUCAACUUCAUUGAUGGGCUUUGGUCGAGCUGUGGUGAUGAGCGGAUCAUAAUCUUCACUACCAACCACAAGGAGAAACUAGACUCAGCCCUAUUGCGCCCAGGGCACAUGGAUGUGCAUGUUCACAUGUCCUAUUGCACCCCCUGUGGAUUCAAGCUUCUUGCUUCUAAUUAUCUCGGGAUUGAUCACCACGAGCUCUUUGAUCAAAUCGAGAGUUCGAUCACGGCAGCAAGAGUCACUCCAGCCGAAGUAGCAGAGCAGUUGAUGAAGAGCGAUGAACCAGAGGUCGCUCUCAAGGACUUGGUUUCCUUCCUCGCUGAUCACAAGAGGAAAGAAACUGAAGAAGUCAUAAAGGAGAAAGUUUGCCAGUGCCAGUUGGUUGAAGAAAAUGGAGGAACUGAAGAGGAAAGCGAUAAGUGCGAAAUAAUUGAAGAAUAACCAAUACAUAUCGACUAUGUUGAUAUGUUUUGAUCGAUUUUAAUUUAGAUUAUCAUAAAGAAAGUGAUCAUUGAAUAUAAAGUAAUUGUAUGAAGUCACUGCAUGGUCAUCCAAAUGAUUAAUUAUGUGAGUCAAAUGGUAAAAUUAGAUGGUCAAUGGUUUAGACGAACUCGAUUUACAUGGCUUGUCAACCAUGCGAUCUUUUCAUGAUCGAAUAUUCAAAUCAUGCUAAUAUUAUAAUUUGCUUUAUAUA